AUGGCAGGCGAUGAAGCACCCGUACCUGCAUAUACCAUCCGAGCUGCCGAAGAGCAUGAUCUACUAGGAAUUAUGGGAAUAUACAACGAGCAAAUCGAGAACAGCACUGCGAUUGCAUUGGACGAACCCUUCGAUCUCGAGAACCGGCGUGCAUGGAUGCGCGGACUCAAAGCAGCAGGAUUCCCGAUGUUCGUUGCCGUACCCUCCAAUUUGCCGGUUACACAAGGAAGGAAUUUCGACGACACUUCGGUGAAAGCAGGAUCGACUGUACUUGGCUUCGCGUACUACGGUUCCUUUCGCUCACGCUGGGGAUAUCGGUUUUCCGUCGAGGAAGGACUCUACACACACAAAUCCGCACGUGGAACGGGAAUCGGCUCAGCACUCAUGACGACCCUGCUCGAUCAUGCAAAGAAGGCAGGAAAUGUUCAUGUCCUCGUUGCAACUAUCACAGCAGACAACGUUGGUUCGAUACGCUUUCAUGAGAGGUUUGGAUUCGAGAUUGGAGGAACGUUGAAAGAGGUUGUGUAUAAGUUUGGAAAGUGGCAGGAUGUGGUGUUCAUGCAAUUAAUCGUACAAUCAGAAUCCCCUGAGGAUAAAUAG
This is a messenger RNA of Fomitiporia mediterranea MF3/22, 600 nucleotides long. Its product is annotated as GCN5-related N-acetyltransferase. The record is from RefSeq and is a predicted model, not a curated record. The transcript has a single exon. Bases 1 to 600 code for a protein of 199 amino acids. Gene Ontology annotation, molecular function: acyltransferase activity, transferring groups other than amino-acyl groups. NCBI's taxonomy places the organism in Eukaryota, Fungi, Basidiomycota, Agaricomycetes, Hymenochaetales, Hymenochaetaceae.